AUGUCUAUUCAGACAAAUCGCGCCGAACCUAGUUCUCCUAAUGCUCAUACAGAUUUCACAUGUAAUCAAGAGCAACAGCUAAGCUCAAUUAGCAGAUCAAUUGAAGAAAUGAAUUCGGACAAAAAUGAAACAUUGCCUAACGAAAAGAAAGCCCUCAAACGACAUCUCGGUCUAUUUUCUGGAAUCUCGUUCAUACUUGGCACGAUCAUUGGUUCGGGAAUAUUUAUUUCGCCAAAAGGUGUUCUAAAACAGACAGAAUCGAUAGGAUUAUGUUUGGUAGUAUGGGGAUUAUGUGGUCUCAUAUCUAUAUUGGGUGCAUUAUGCUAUGCAGAAAUAGGCACAGUUAUACCGCUGAGUGGUUCCGAAUUAGCUUAUAUGCGAGAAGGUUAUACUGAAAACUUAAAAACUGGCUUUGAUGGUACAACAAGCAAUCCAUUAAGUAUUUCACUUGCUUUCUAUUCAGGCCUUUGGGCAUACGGUGGAUGGGCAAGUUUGAAUUCGGUGACCGAAGAGCUUAAAAACCCGAAAAGAAAUUUGUGGCUGUCAAUUGUGGUGGCUCUUUCAUCAGUAAUUGUCCUAUAUCUUCUCACGAACAUAUCCUAUUUUACAGUGAUGAACACAGCUGAAUUGCUAAGUUCUGAUGCUGUAGCUAUGACAUGGGGAGAAGCUGUGUUAGGUCCCGCUGUUCGUGUAUUGACGAUUUUGGUUUCGUUUAGUGCAUUGGGCAGUGCCAAUGCAAAAAUUUAUACUUCUGGUCGUUAUUUUAUGGUCGGCGCACGUUAUGGAUACUUACCUGAAAUGUUUUCUUGCAUUCAAAAACAACGAUUAACACCAUUACCGAGUAUUGUACUUAUGACUAUUCUCAGUAUUAUCUAUUGUAUUCCCAGUAAUAUUGGGAAUUUAAUCGGAUUUGUCAGUUUCGUUUCUUGGAUGUUUUUUGGGUUGACAUUUCUUGCCACAAUAUUCUGUAAAUUUACCAAAGCUAAAGCCGAUCGAGUUAUUAAAGUACCAAUACCUGUAAUAAUUUUUAUGAUAUUAGUUUCUAUCUAUCUUGUUAUUGCACCUGUUAUAUCCAGUCCAAAUAUUGGAUAUCUUGUUGCGCUCAUUAUUCUGCUUGUCGGCUUGUUAGUCUAUAUAUCAUUCGGCGGCGAAUUGAAAAAUGAACAGAACUGUAUAUCAUCUGAUGAGCUAAAACUAAAAAUGGUUAUUAAUAAUAGAAACAUAUUCUAUCUAAGAGAUUGUGCACAAGAAUUUUUGAACGGGGAUGGCGAUUAUUGUACUUAA
Molecule: messenger RNA, 1284 nt
Organism: Rotaria socialis
Lineage: Eukaryota; Metazoa; Rotifera; Eurotatoria; Philodinida; Philodinidae
Source: the annotation of a GenBank genome assembly